This is a messenger RNA of Argiope bruennichi, 998 nucleotides long. It is a transcript of the gene Scp2, whose product is annotated as sarcoplasmic calcium-binding proteins II, V, VI, and VII-like. The coding region runs from base 317 to 922 and encodes 201 amino acids. Lineage: Eukaryota; Metazoa; Arthropoda; Arachnida; Araneae; Araneidae. Gene Ontology annotation, molecular function: calcium ion binding. The transcript has 7 exons. The record is from RefSeq and is a predicted model, not a curated record.
UUUAAUUCACAAUCCAAUCAGAUAAAACAAAUGCACGAUUAUUUAUUCCGCUUGCAGAAAACACCUGCUUUCUUUCUCUCGCCGUUCCGCUGACGUCACUCCCACGUGUCUUUUGUGACAGUGCCAUACAAAUAUAGGUUCCUUUUUUGUUUGUUUAUUUACGAUUUUUAAGCUGUCAUUAAUGGCUCUGGUUCGGACCUUGCGAAAUAUUGGACAGUAAACGCAGGGGAACUGUGCUUACCAUUGUCAGUUUGGAAAAACUGCUCUUGAAUAUGAGUUCUUAAUAUUAUCCGAGAGAUGUCCAUACGAAUCUACAAUGGGCCAAGACAUCAGUAAGAUUAAAGAAAAUAACGCACCUCUUUCAGACUUUCGAAAAAAUAAACUUCUUUACGAAUUCAAUACCUUCUAUGAUUUGAACAAAGAUGGGGUGAUAACGGAGUCGGACUUUUUCAUGGUUCAGGAAUAUGUGUGCAAGCUGAACGGUUGGGCGCCGGAUUCUGAGAAGUACGAAAUGACUCAAGAUCUUUUCCGAUCCAUCUGGAAUUCCCUUCAGACAGAAGCAGACGAAGAUAAAGAUGAUGCCGUCACGGCUGACGAAUGGGUCAAGAUGUGGGAACAACUGGACAAGACCUUAAGAGGCGGAAGCAGCGCACUGCCUGAAUGGCUGACCACCUACUUGUGGUGCAGGUUUAACAUUUACGAUAGAACAGGCGAUGGAGCAAUCGAUGUGGAGGAGUUUGCCUAUAUCUUAGAGAAUUUUGGGAUACCCGAACGACAGUCCAGGCAAUGCUUCACCAUGAUGACUCUGAAUGACACAAAACCAUUGGACUUUGCGUAUUUCUGUGAAUUAGCUAUCGAGUACUAUACGUCGGACGACCCCAGCGCUCUUGGGAACUUCAUUACAGGAAAACUCAACUUCUGAAAGAAAAGAAAUCUUUGUGUCUACUUUUAUUCUUAACUAAUGUACUUAAAACAGAUAAAUAAACAGGCUUUUCAUA